AUGUCCGUGCUAUCUCUAGUUAGAAGACGUUCAAGUGGCGAAAUAAGGAACUUGACCUCGGUUUAUAGUAGCCUCUUUGCAUUUGGCACCAUCAUUGAUGAUGAAGGUUACUCGAACCUAAGAAAAUAUGUCAUUGCUCCCUAUGACCGUAGAUAUCAAUUGUGGCAAACGUUCCUGGUGGCAUUGGUAGUGUACUCUGCAUGGGCAUCUCCAUUCGAGCUAGCUUUCAGAGAACUGUUGGUUGGGUCGCUGUUGCCCGUUGAUCUCCUUGUCGAUACCUUUUUCGCGGUUGACAUAAUCCUUACUUUCUUUGUGGCUUACUUAGAUACAUCAACUUAUCUCCUCGUUGACGACCAUAAGAAGAUUGCUCUCAGGUACGUCAAAAAGUUACACUUCACCAUGGAUCUGGCCUCCACUCUGCCAUUUGAGCAGAUACACCAGAUUCUGACGGGUAAACCAAACAAAAGCGAAGUCUUUGGUUUCCUAAUUAUGCUUAGACUCUGGCGAUUGAGGCGUGUUAGCGAACUCUUCGCGAGGCUAGAAAAAGACAUACGAAUUAACUAUUCGACAGCAAGAUUUUGCAAACUUAUUUGCGUUACGCUAUUUGCAGUGCACUUCGCAGGCUGCAUGUAUUUUUGGUUGGCUGUCCAGCACAAAACACCGAAAAACACAUGGAUAGGGAACAAAACAGAGGAUUUCAAAGAUUUGAGCAUCGGGUUGGGUUACACUUAUUCCAUGUACUGGUCUGUUUCAACCCUUACCACUGUUGGCUAUGGAGAUUUUUAUGCAGUGAAUUUAACGGAGAAGCUUUUCAGUAUUUUAUACAUGCUGUUUAACAUCGGCCUCGCUGCAUAUAUAAUCGGAAACAUGACAAUUCUGUUGGUUCAUAGCUCUGUCCAAACACUUGACAUGAGGAGUGCCUUCAACAAAAUAUUACGAUAUGCAAACAAAAAUAGACUCCCGGAAGGCUUAAAGGAGCAAAUGUUGGCACACAUGCAAUUGAAGUUUAAGACUGCAGAGUUACAGCAAGAAGUGCUACAAGACCUACCUAAAACAAUAAGAUCCAGCAUUGCUCGGCAUCUUUUCCAAAAUAUAGUUGAAACAACAUAUUUAUUUAAAGGAGUCUCUGAUGAUUUUAUCACCCAUCUGGUGUCAGAAAUGAAAGCAGAAUACUACCCAUCUAAGGUUGACAUUAUCUUGCAAAAUGAGAUGCCAACAUAUCUCUACAUUUUGGUAUCUGGAUCACUGGAUGUGUUGAUUUACAAGAAUGGGUCCGAACAGUUUUUGUUCAAACUUGAAUCUGGAGGCAUGGCGGGAGAAAUAGGCGUGCUGUUUAAUAUUCCACAACCUUAUACAGUGAGAAGUAAGGAGCUCUCCCAGGUCAUACGAAUCAAUCAUCAUCAUUUCAAGCAGAUGGUGCAACCAUUUAGUGACGAUGGGAAUACAAUCAUCUACAACCUUAUUCAGUAUUUGAACGGCCUCAAAGGCAAAGUGCCAGACGAAAUGUCUUGUGUAACAGAAUUAACGGGUGACCUGCAUGAUGAGCAUCUAACCCAAAUUGAGGGUACACACUACGAAGGUUCAAGAUAUCAAGAAAAUCCGUAUAAUGAAGGAAGAACAAGAGAUUUCAGUCCACUUUCAAGCUCAGUCUCCAUUAGAGUUAAAAUCCACGGACAUCAUCCCAAUGAAAACAAAACGGGAAACGAAACAACACAGAAGCUCAUACUUCUCCCAAAUUCGGCAGAAGAUCUUUUGAGAAUUGCAGAGAACAAAUUUGGAAAAAGAAGAAGCAAAAUUCUCAUGGCUGACGGCUCAGAAGUAGAAGAACUAAUCGCGAUAAGGGAGAAUGACGAGUUAUAUAUCAUAUAA
This is a messenger RNA of Cajanus cajan (pigeon pea), 1869 nucleotides long. The record is from RefSeq and is a predicted model, not a curated record. Lineage: Eukaryota; Viridiplantae; Streptophyta; Magnoliopsida; Fabales; Fabaceae.